UUUUUUUUUUUCUAUUAUAUACAUUUCUUUUUUAUUUAUUUUUUUUAUUUUUUUCAAAGCUCCUUAUUAGGAAAACGAUUUUAUUCAUCACAAUACAACAAUUGAUAUGCUUUAUAUUAGUAAAUCACCUUCAUAUAGUAGUCGCAACAAUAAUAUCCGAGCUCAGCUUCAUCGGGUGCCAUCAUGUAACACCAAUACUUCUCCUCCCACUAACAUUGCUAAAUCAGGAAAACGACAAGGUGAACUCUCCAAUUAA
This is a messenger RNA of Halteromyces radiatus, 256 nucleotides long. RefSeq lists its product as uncharacterized. NCBI's taxonomy places the organism in Eukaryota, Fungi, Mucoromycota, Mucoromycetes, Mucorales, Cunninghamellaceae. The annotation marks the transcript as partial. The transcript has 2 exons. The record is from RefSeq and is a predicted model, not a curated record.